AUGCAGUCAAGAAUCCUCGCGUUUUCGACUGCCUUCAAGGGCUCGCCACCAUGGGUGCAGAGCAUGCAACAGGCGCCGAAGCUGCGUAUAGCGCAGUUCAUCUGCAGAAGCUGUCAGCGUAAAUUUUCCACAUCGCCAGCACUACGCGCAGCAGCCAAGAACACCGAGAGGGACCGGAUGUACAAGUCGCGACUGUUGAUCUACGAUGCUGGUGAUACACGCACCACCUGGGUGUCAUUCUGGAAGGCUAUGGCACUACUGCAGUUCGGAACAACACUGGUCUUUGCAGUGCCACCGCUGUGGAACAACGAGAAUCAACCUGAUCCUAAUCUGAGGAAGGCACAGGCCAUCUUGGUCGGUGUCCUCGGAACGAUACCUACUCUGACAAUGGCCUACGUGACCGCACCCUUCGCGCACCAAGUCUUCCUCCAGAUCCCCGAACACGCACGCCGCAGCCGCCAAAACCUCAUGAACUUCGCACGCUCGCUCAACAACCCCGCCAGCACCAGCACCACCGCCAACACGAAACUUGAGUUUGUAACCCUCCGCAUCUUUCCUUUCCGCAAGAACACCACAGCCUUUCUGCACGAACUGCGCGCUCUACCACCCAUGAAGUUCCGCCUCGCCAACCUCGAGAUUCCCAAAACCGAUGAGUGGGCGAAGCGACAGAGGGAGAAGGGUCUUUGGAUGCGCAUGCUGGAGGUCAUUGCUGAACCCAGAUAUAAGUUCUUUGUCAAGGAGGGGAAGAUGUUCACCGCGAAGACGGGCGUACCAGGCGUGUGGGAGGAAGUUGCAAUGAGAAUCAAGAGCCAGACCAACAAGCAAGUGAAGGACGAGAAAGCAGAGAUGGCUGCUGCUGCCCCACGGGGAACAAUCAGGAGACCGGUUGUGAAGGGACCCGUCGUGUUGAGAAGACCACCGAAGGUGGUCGAGGAAGCGAGAAUCAAGAGGCAGACGGCAAGGUCGUCGAGAUGA
Messenger RNA from Ascochyta rabiei, 975 nucleotides. RefSeq lists its product as uncharacterized. The record is from RefSeq and is a predicted model, not a curated record. Bases 1 to 975 code for a protein of 324 amino acids. The transcript is spliced from 3 exons. Lineage: Eukaryota; Fungi; Ascomycota; Dothideomycetes; Pleosporales; Didymellaceae.